CAAAACACGGCGCAGGAGAAUCUCAACAGUGAAGCAGUCUUUUCGAAGCUGGUUUUACGUAUUUAACGCAGCUAUUUAACUCAUUUAUAACUAUGAACGAGUAAAGUAAACGCAAUGGCUUAGACCUUCUCCACAGAGAAAAUUAGAACUUUAUCUAGUAGUUGUCAUUACUGUGGAUAAUGAUUCCCGCGUUGUUACGCCGGCACUUGUUGUCUUGUUACAGUAGGAAUAGUUGGAUUCUCGAUUCGAUUGUGAAAUUUAGUGUGAAACCACCUGACAGUGGCUGUAUAUUUUAACGAUUGUAUCACCGGUGACUUCGUCUGCAUCGGUGCAGGAGAACGAAAAAGAAACACGACGACGAGCGUAAUUAAUUUUAAUAAGUUCCAGAGUCGGGUUCGUGCAGAGAGAAAGUCAGCUGAGUCAAAUCUUUCCGGUUUCACGGCCGCCAUGGCGGGUCCUCUGCUCGAGUUCGAGACCGACAUGUUCCUCGGUCUCUUCUCCGCCGACGGGCUCCUGGUGACGGCGGAGGGUAUGGGCGUCGACCGCGUGCUGCUGCAGUUCUUGCGCGUGUAUUCGGAAGAGGGAAGUCUCGUGCUUCUCCUGAACACCACCGCACCUGAACAGGAGUACCUGACGGAGCAGCUGCGGGCAGAAGGAGUGAGACACCUCCCGCGCACCAUCACCAGCGAGGUGGCGAGCAGCGAGCGCUAUGACGUGUACACGCAAGGCGGCGUCCUCUUCGUGACGAGCCGCAUUCUGGUGGUGGACUUCCUCACCGACCGGAUCCCUGCGCAUCUCAUUUCCGGAAUCCUGGUGUACCGGGCGCACAAGAUAAUCGAGUCUUGCCAGGAAGCAUUUAUCCUGAGACUUUUCCGGCAAAAAAACAAGACAGGCUUCAUCAAGGCUUUCACAGACAAAGCCAUUGCCUUCUCAUCUGGCUUCUGCCAAGUGGAGAGAGUCAUGAGGAACCUCUUCGUAAAGAAGCUCUUCCUUUGGCCCAGGUUCCAUGCUGCUGUUAAUUCAGUGCUUGACAGACACAAGCCUGAUGUAGUUGAGCUCCAUGUGUCCCUGACUCCAGCCAUGAGGGCCAUCCAGACCUCGGUGCUGGACAUCAUGAAUGCUUGUCUGAAGGAGCUGAAGCGCUACAACCCGACACUGGAGGCUGAGGAUCUCUCUCUGGAGAACAUGCUGAGCAGCGCCUUUGAGAAAACAAUUCGUCACUACCUGGAUCCACUGUGGCACCAGCUGGGAGCCAAAACAAAAUCGCUGGUCCAAGAUCUGAAAAUUCUGCGUACCCUGCUGCUCUACCUCACCCAGUAUGACUGUGUCACCUUUCUGAACCUUCUGGAGUCCCUGCGUUCCAGUCAAAAAGCUUUUGGAAGCAACUCAGGGUGGUUGUUCCUGGACUCUAGUACAUCUUUGUUUGUUAAUGCUCGUACACGUGUGUACCGUGUAUCUGAGACAAAGAAGAAGCUGAAGGUAACAGAUGGUGCACAGCAACAACAAAACAAUACAGUGGAGAUCAAGAGGGAGCUGGUGCUGGAGAAGAGCCCUAAGUGGGAGGCACUGACUGAGGUAAUGCAGGAGAUUGAGAGACAGAACAGCAGCUGUGAAGAAGGCCCAGGACGGGUGUUGAUCUGUGCCAGUGACGAUAGGACCUGCGCCCAGCUGCGGGAAUAUAUCAGUCGUGGAGCCGAGGCCCUGCUGCACCGUCUCUAUGCACGCACCAUUGGCAAAAGGGAUGCUCUCUUUCAGCAAGGCUUUGAAAAAAAAAGAAAAGCCUGGGACAGAAAGGAGCUUGAGAAGGGUACAAAUGGCAAGAAACCAACAGUGAAGCAAACAAAAGGCAGCAAGAAGAGCAAGAAGCCAUAUCUAACCCUCACUCAGAUGGUGGAGAAGGAAGCUGAGGUAGAAGCACUUGGCAGUAGUGCUGACGGAGAGGAUGAAGAAGAGGAAGUAGAGCUCGGCUUGGACCUACCUUCCGACAAUUGUUACGGAAUCUUGAAGGAACCACUAACUGUCAUCCAUCCACUCCAGGGCUGCACUGACCCCUACAGCCUGACACGGGUACUGCAUGAAGUAGAGCCAAAAUAUGCAGUGCUGUAUGAUGCUGAGCUGUCCUUUGUUCGCCAGCUGGAAACCUAUAAAGCCAGUCGUCCAGGCAAACCAAUGAGGGUGUACUUCCUUAUUUACGCUGGCUCCACGGAGGAACAGAGGUAUUUGACUGCUCUACGCAAGGAAAAAGAGGCAUUUGAGCAUCUCAUCAGGGAGAAGGCCAGCAUGGUCGUGCCAGAGGAAAGAGAAGGACGAGAGGGCACAAACUUAGACCUGAUCCGGAGCCAGGAGCCUGCCAAUGCCACCACUAACACUUGCAAAGCAGGAGGCCAGGAGCAAAAUGUGGAAUCUUCACGAGUCAUUGUAGACAUGCGAGAAUUCAGGAGUGAGCUGCCCUCCCUGCUGCACAGACGGGGUCUGGACAUAGAGCCUGUCACACUAGAGGUGGGAGAUUACAUUCUGACUGCGGAUAUGUGUGUGGAGCGCAAGAGUGUGAGCGACCUUAUUGGUUCCCUGCAAAGUGGCCGGCUGUAUACACAGUGCCUUUCCAUGACACGAUUCUAUCGCCGGCCUGUGCUCCUCAUUGAGUUUGACCCAGCCAAGCCCUUCUCCCUGGUGGCCCGCUCUGACCUGAGGCAGGAGAUCUCAGCCAAUGACGUGACCUCUAAGCUCACUCUACUCACGCUGCAUUUCCCUCGGUUGCGGCUGCUCUGGUGCCCCUCGCCACACGUCACAGCAGAACUCUUUGAGGAGCUAAAGCGGGGCCGACCUGAGCCAGAUGCCGCUGCCGCCCAAGCCAUCACUGUUGAGUCCGACACGGUCACAGAGUCUGCCAACCUCUACAACCCUGGGACAUAUGAUUUCUUACUGCGCAUGCCAGGUGUCAAUACCAAGAACUGCCAUGCCCUCAUCAGAAAUGCUGGCAGCCUUGCAGAACUGGCUACCUUCAGCCAGGACAGACUGGCAGACAUCCUGGGCAGUGUGACUAACGCCAGACUUCUGCAUGAGUUCAUCCAUGGCACGACCAAGAAGCAGCUUCCACUGAAAAAGGAAGCAGCAGAGGGCUGGGGCCAGAGGUGACAGAGGGUGUCUUAUCUGGGUCACAUGACAUCACAUAGUGGUCUGAACUUUAGUCUCUCAAGAACCCAGUUUUCUACUAUAGUUUAUAGUUUUGUGUGCAGUAGAAUUAUAAGUAUUUUUAUGAAAUGACUGUUGUUCAUGUAAAAUUUCAGAAUACAGUUUUAGCUAUACUCACAAGAAAAUUCAGCACUUUUCAUGACUCACUUGAAAACAAUUACAUGGACUGAAACUAGAACCUUUGUCUCAUUAUGUGAAUAACUUGGUGAAUAAUUAACUUUACAUGCUUGGGUAAAUAAGUGCAUGUCAAAAUGGAUUGCUUUCAUUGUUUUUUCCCUCAGGUUUAUGAAUUCUUUGCUGUUACAUUUGAAUUUAUUUUAGUAUGAAUUUGGCUCAAAGGGUUAUUUAAAGGCAACUUUCCCAGACUAAUGCUCACUUGUGUAAUUACAACGGUGGCACAGUAAAAUGAGCAGUUUGUCUAUGCACUGU
Molecule: messenger RNA, 3621 nt
Organism: Scleropages formosus (Asian bonytongue)
Lineage: Eukaryota; Metazoa; Chordata; Actinopteri; Osteoglossiformes; Osteoglossidae
Gene: ercc4
Product: excision repair cross-complementation group 4
Exons: 11
Coding region: 448-3135 (895 amino acids)
Biological process (GO): resolution of meiotic recombination intermediates; double-strand break repair via homologous recombination; nucleotide-excision repair involved in interstrand cross-link repair
Cellular component (GO): nucleotide-excision repair factor 1 complex
Molecular function (GO): single-stranded DNA binding; single-stranded DNA endonuclease activity; damaged DNA binding
Source: RefSeq, a predicted model, not a curated record